Messenger RNA from Malus domestica (apple), 2784 nucleotides. Its product is annotated as WPP domain-interacting tail-anchored protein 2. Lineage: Eukaryota; Viridiplantae; Streptophyta; Magnoliopsida; Rosales; Rosaceae. The record is from RefSeq and is a predicted model, not a curated record.
CUCCACGAGCCACAAGAAUCAUCAAAGGUGGACCCGACGUUACGAGUACUGCGUACGUUUUAAUGAUGUUGUUGUUUAUAACUAAAUUAUUGGAGCGGAGGAGCUGCUGCCUACGUGGGGCAGGUGCCAACGUGCACCCCAGAACACACAACAUUCUAAGUACCGCAUCUGUAUACUUUCGUUUUGCUUUGACCAAUUGGUGUCCGCGGCUCUCACCUGUCAUCAUCUUCACAGAUCCCACAGCCUCCGAAACCACCACACCCAGCAAACUCCAAAACGUCCACCUUGGUUUAACGGUAACGGCAGGUGGUUAAACCCUACAGUUUAGUUCCCUGCUGAGCUCUGAGAAGACCCAGAAAAGCUUUCCUCCCACUUCCAGCCCUCUCUUUUGAAACUUUUUCGAGAUUCAGAUAGAAGAGAUCAGGUUGCGAAAGCAGGAAUUGAGCAUUUGGUAUGGAAGACCACGCUGUUUGUGAUAUCAAUGUUGGCAGUCCAGAGCUUGAGAUAAACCACAUACAUGAACGGGUGCCAUCUAACGAAUCUGGCGUGCAAGAGUUAGAGAGUUCCAUGAAAGUUUUGACAAAGGUGGACUUGGACUUGGCAUAUUCUUCUGAGAAGUUAGCAAAUCUCCAUGUACCUCUGAUGUACCUUUUGGCUCAGCAAAAUGAUCUUGAGGCAAUGGCCACCACGAAUAACUAUAUUCUGGCAGACUUUGUUGAGAAAGUAUUGGUGUUCAAUCUCCUGUCUAGCAUUUUGGAUUCUGAGGUACGAGAGCUGGACAAUUACAUGGAUAAUCUCCGAGUGGAAAUUGUUGAUGCGCGUCAAAAAAUAUCUUCGUGUAGACACUUGGGAGAACUGUACUCUAUAAUGAAAGGAAAGCUAAAUGAUUCUGAAGAAUCACUAAAGCAAUCUCGGCAACAGAUUUCUGAGGUCAAGAUGCGGUCUGCAAGGUUUCAGAGAACCGUUCUAGCUUUCGCACAUGAAAAUUGGAAAACUGACAUUGCCAUGGAUUUGUCAGAAAAUUGUCAACUGUCGAAUAAAAAUGCAAUGUCAAAUUUAAGGAUGCCUAGACAACAAAGACAUAAUCUAUGGAUGCUGGAGAAGUCGCUUUCGAGGGAGCUAUAUCUUGAGAAGAAAUUAGCCGAAUCAAGACAGAAUGGAGAAGAACUUAAAUUGAAGAUGCAUCAUAUGGAAGAGGUAGUAUUUUGCAUGGAAGAAGCAGCAGAAGUUGUUUGGGGAAGGUUUUUAGAGGCAGAAAAUGCUGCUGAGGUUCUCCAGGGGAUUUCAAAGGAGUUAUUGGGUCGACUGCAGCUUGUUCAUUUUAAUCUGAAUGGUUCAAUUCAGCGAGAAAGCGAGUUAAAAUUCAAUCUUCAAGCUAGUUUAGAAGAGAUUAGAGCAAAAGAUAAUGCUUUGCAUAAGCUCGAGAAGAUAAUGAAAGAGAACAUUAAGAAAGAUGUUGAAAUGACUGCUUUGAGAGAAAAGGUGAUGCUCCUUGAGAAACAGCUGAAAGAGUCACAGCUCCAGCUGAAGAAUGCCAAUGCCACGAAUGAAUCGAGUGAAGAGAAACUUGGGGAAAUGGAAAGUUUAGUUGCGUCUUUGAAAGAAAAUAUCUUUGUAGCAGAAGUUAAGGCCGAGAGUGCAGAACUUAAGGUUGCGGAAGUAACAGGAACAAAUGUGGAACUCACCGAAGAGCUGAAUUUUCUCAAGGGAAGUGCUACUGGCUCAGAAAAAAAGGUUGGAAGUCUCGAGAAGCAGCUGAGGGAAGUAGAGAUACAAUUACAGAAUGCGAAAGCAUCCUCCGAAGCAAGUCAAGAGCAGCAAAAUAUGUUAUAUGCUGCAAUUUGGGAUAUGGAAACUUUGAUUGAAGAUCUAAAAUCGAAGGUUUCCAAAGCUGAGAAUAAGACAGAAAGUACUGAGGAGCAAUGUAUAACGUUGUCUGAAACUAAUGCAGAACUAAAUGUGGAAAUAACUGUUUUAAGGGAUAGAGUGGAAUUCUUGGAAUUGUCUUUGGAUCAAGCUAACAAUGCAAAACUUGCAAGCGCGGAAGAACUCAAUUCCAGAAUCAAGCUCAUUAUGGAUAUGGCAAUGCAACUGGCUGUAGAAAGGGAGCGCAUCCAAAAGCAGAUGCAUGUCUUAACAAUGGAGAAAAAACUUCUGGUAGAGAAAUUAUGGAACACCAAAAAAGAUGUAACUGAGUGCAACAACGAAGACAUUGACAACAAAGAGCUUCCACCUUUCAAGUGUGCUUCUCCAAAUGCUACUUCUAUAAAAACAUCCGUGGAAGAUGUGACAGAUUCUUUAGAUAAAAGUUUCCAGGUGGAUGAACCGUCAGCAGAGGCACCUGUCUGUGAUAAUGAUGCAGGGGCUUCCAGUUCUGUAUAUAGUCCCACUGGCUCGGAUUCAGAACUUGACACUGUCGAAGUGGUACAGGCCAAGCGCCUAAGCCUGAAGCACAUUCUCAUGGUAAUUGUUGUCGUAUCAGUCAUAUAUUUGCUUAACCAGGAACCUUUCCCCGUUGAAGAUUUGUGACGAAUAGGCUUUCUCACGACUUUAACUUCACCACGAACCUCUCAUAUUUGUGACGCAUUGUUCCUUGAAAUUUUUUUCUGAAGCGCUCUACAUUGUGCUGGAUGUCUUGUUAGGUUCUGCAGAAUAAAAUGUUGUUUCAGCAGGAAGUAUUGUAUUGUUUGAAAAUUCGUUUAGUGUACAUAUAGGUUGGCGAAUUGUAAUGAUUCAACAAAUGAUUUAAGUCCCCUAGAUGGCAUUUGAACAGAUGAUUGAAAA